GAUGAAAAUUUUUAUUGAUUUCUCAGGAGUUAUUGGCACUAGCAAAGAAGAAAAAGAAGCUGUCUGGCAGUGAAUCAUCAGGUGGUUCAUCACCUAGACAGAAGCCCACACCUCAGGCAAAGGUUGCAUCUGAUUCUGAUUCUGAAACUAGUGAUUCUGACUCAGACUGGGAUGCUCCCAAGGGCAGAAAAAAGAAAAUGGGUAAAGCAGCUGGAAAAACACGGAACAAACGGGCAGUGGUUGCUCGGGACAGUGACUCAGAUGACAGUCGACCACCUAGAGGUAGUGGAUCAGAGCCAGAGGAGGGUGAGGUGUCAGACAGCAACAGCAGUGACUCAGAUGUUGACUUGGAUGAAGAAUUUGAUGACGGCCUUGAUGAAAACAUGAUUGGAGACGAAGAAGACAGAGCACGUUUAGAACAAAUGACCGAAAAGGAACGUGAGCAGGAAAUUUACAAUCGAAUUGAGAAGAGAGAAGUAUUAAGAACUCGUUUUGAAAUAGAAAAGAAAUUGAAAUUGGCUAAAAAGAAAGAACAAAAAAAGAGAAAGGAAAAGGAAGGUGACAAAAAAGAGUCUAAGGUAAAUAUUUUAAAAUUUUGGUGA
This is a messenger RNA of Homarus americanus (American lobster), 602 nucleotides long. Its product is annotated as RNA polymerase-associated protein RTF1 homolog. Bases 198 to 602 code for a protein of 134 amino acids. Lineage: Eukaryota; Metazoa; Arthropoda; Malacostraca; Decapoda; Nephropidae. The transcript has 3 exons. The record is from RefSeq and is a predicted model, not a curated record.